Messenger RNA from Trachemys scripta elegans, 627 nucleotides. RefSeq names its product small integral membrane protein 11A (gene SMIM11). Bases 235 to 423 code for a protein of 62 amino acids. The record is from RefSeq and is a predicted model, not a curated record. Lineage: Eukaryota; Metazoa; Chordata; Testudines; Emydidae. The transcript is spliced from 5 exons.
GGCUUCCGGUAUUUGUAGUUUGUUUCCACUUCCCCUCUGUGUGUAAUGGCUGCCUGCUGCAAGAGUAUGGAGUAUGUGAGGCUCUGUCGGAGAGGCUGUUAAUACAUCUGCUCUCUACAACUCCAGGUAUGAAGAUCUCAGCGAUGAAUCCGCCUCCACCAGUUUCUUAUAAAUCUGACAAACGUUGCUGGGCUUAGACUGUGGUGUGACCCGUGACAUCAUCAGAGAUCCAAGAUGGUGGAAUUUAAUUGGAGGGUUUUGGAGAAUUUUCCACUGCUGAUGUACAUUUUGGCAGCUAAAACAUUAAUUCUUUGCUUGGCAUUUGCUGGAGUAAAAGUAUACCAGAGUAAAAAAAUUGAACAAAAAAUGAAAAAAGAACGUGAGGCAAAGCUGAAAAAGGAAGCAGAGAAGAAGGAAGACUGAAGAGUCUUACAAGAUUUCCUGACAUUUCCUGCUCAUGUGGAUACCUUUCCCGGGAGGGUGAAGACUUCCCUUAGAUUGAACGAUGUGUCAAAGAAAUAAACCGUCCCCGAGCAGCAUUCACUUAAACUGCAUAUUGACUUUUUAAACGUGUAAUAAGAAUAUCCAUCCUCUCUUUAUUCAAUAAAGGUUCCUCAGUAGGAGCGG